ACCCGCACGAAUAUAAGAGAAUCUGUCAUACAGACUAGCGAACUCAGCCGGACGGGUGUACGAGUCUAGUUAUUUGUAGAAAGUUAAAAGCUACCCGGCAUAAGAAACAGAUACCGAGAGACGUUAUCGAUGGAUAACCCGGGGGAUCUGACCAGUGGGCAAAACGCCGCCGCCCUGGUCAUGUUGGCCUUCCUUCAAGCUGACUGCAGAACUUCAGAAUACGAGAAGGAGCUUCUCUCCCUGUGCAAGGAUUUAAAUCUUACCCGGGACAUCGACUUCAAAGACGCUCUGGAAGACGGAGACAUUGAAACUGAUGGCCACCUGCCUAGUCGCAUCACAGCUACUCUAGAUGAUAUUCAGCCUUCACUGGAACUGCAGUGGCCUAGGAACCGUGCAGAGGCAGCGGACCUCCAGCAGAUUGCAGAAGGGCUGAGAGAAAUUGCAGACCAGCUCGAACACGUUGUUGUUGCUCAGGCUACCCAGAACCUGAGCAGGAACCUAACCACCUCCCCCUCUGACCAGUGGAAAAAUUACCUUACCCAGGAGGUGAGGACGGUGAUGAGGCAGGGCGUGGGUCUGGAGCAUCUACCUCAGGAGCGAGUCAUGAUGGCCCUCACGCUCACCCUGGUGAGGGGAGUGUGCGAGCAGGCCCCUCGGCUGCUGAGAAACCUCUUCCACACCGCGCUGCAGUGCAUCAACCCUGCGAGGGCCAGGUGACUUCGACUUGUGCGCUGCAGGCUGAGAGGAAAUAACUGAGAAACGGCUGGAGGAAGACAGCUGAAUCCGAAACUGGCACCUGCUCCUCGUGACCAGUCGACUGUGAAAGGAGCUGCGUUGACCAUACUGUUGUAAAAAAACACUUCACAUUAAGGAAAGUGAUGAAUUUGUUUACAUUUAUAUUUUGGAAACAGGUUGAGUUUGACACUUGAAUUUUGACAUUACUUUGUGCUCUGUUUAUUCUUGCUUAAAAAUGUAUCUUUUGAUUAUAUACUUGAAAAACAAGAUAUUUUUGUAUUCAAUUAUUUUACUUUCGGAAUACACAGUGUCAUGAUUAAAUAUAUUUUCCUGGGA
Messenger RNA from Sander lucioperca (pikeperch), 1071 nucleotides. It is a transcript of the gene bida, whose product is annotated as BH3 interacting domain death agonist. The record is from RefSeq and is a predicted model, not a curated record. Lineage: Eukaryota; Metazoa; Chordata; Actinopteri; Perciformes; Percidae. Gene Ontology annotation, cellular component: mitochondrion; cytosol; cytoplasm. The coding region runs from base 130 to 717 and encodes 195 amino acids. The transcript is spliced from 5 exons. Gene Ontology annotation, biological process: positive regulation of extrinsic apoptotic signaling pathway; positive regulation of release of cytochrome c from mitochondria; apoptotic mitochondrial changes.